Cricetulus griseus (Chinese hamster) is the source of this 180-nucleotide messenger RNA. The record is from RefSeq and is a predicted model, not a curated record. NCBI's taxonomy places the organism in Eukaryota, Metazoa, Chordata, Mammalia, Rodentia, Cricetidae.
AUGGAGGAACCCACUCCUGAGCCAGUCUAUGUGGAUGUGGACAAGGGGCUGACCUUGGCUUGCUUCGUUUUCCUCUGCCUGUUCCUCAUAGUCAUGAUCAUCCGCUGUGCCAAAGUCAUCAUGGACCCCUACAGUGCCAUCCCCACAUCCACCUGGGAGGAGCAGCACCUGGAUGAUUGA